This is a messenger RNA of Triticum turgidum subsp. durum (durum wheat), 2073 nucleotides long. The record is from the annotation of a GenBank genome assembly. NCBI's taxonomy places the organism in Eukaryota, Viridiplantae, Streptophyta, Magnoliopsida, Poales, Poaceae.
AUGGUGUCAGCGCCGGAAAACACGUCGUCGACGCAUAGAUCAGCGCUUGUCGGAGGCACGCACCAGUUUCAGAUCGUCGGCUACGGCGUGCGCAAGGUCAGCAGCCCCAUCAGGUCCGGCGACUUCCAUGCGGGCGGCCACACCUGGGCUCUCGCCUGCGAAUUCGGUGACCAAGGAGAUGGUCACCUCGCGUCCAUCACCCUCCAGAUGGUCGGCAACAGCAAGGCCAACGUCGUCGCAAUGGUCAGCCUCCGCAUCGACGACCCGCGCGGCCGGUGGCCGGCUGCCCUGUGGAGGAGCGACGACCCCAACGUCUUCUCCAAGACCGGCAACAGCUGGAAGCUGACGGUGCCAAAUUCGUUCCGCGAACAUGAGGCGCGCUACGUGGAGAACGACCGCCUCACCAUCCUUUGUGCCGUCGACGUCCUCAAGGAGGAGAUCGCCACCACCCUCAAGAACAAGGACCGCUCGGUAUCCGUUGUGCCGUCGUCGCCCACCGUCUCUCAAGAUCUCGCCAAGCUUAUGCCGACGGACGCCGAGAUGACUCCCGGCUGCGUGCCACCGGACGUGACGUUCGUGGUGGAGCAGAGCGAGAUCAAGGCGCACAAGCUCGUGCUCGCCGUGCGGUCGCCGGUCUUGAUCGCGGAGUUGGACUUGCACAGCGCCACCACCACCGUGGGGCCGUGCGUCGUCAGGAUCGACGACAUGAGCGUCUCCACCUUCAAGGCCAUGCUCCGCUUCAUCUACACCGACGAGAUGCCCAUCAAACCAAACAGCAACGAUAUGCCACGGCCGCGGCGCGCCUGCAAAGAGAAGUACGCGUCGAGGCGCCGUGAAACCAUGGCGCGCGACCUGCUAGUGGCCGCCGACAGGUACGGCCUGGAGAGGCUGAGGCUCAUGUGCGAGAAGAUCCUGACUGAGAGCCUCAACGUAGCAACCGUCAUGUCGACGUUGCUGCUGGUACGCGGCCGGCACAGCUGCCGGCAGCUCGAGGAAUCCUGCAUUGAGUAUAUUGCAUCCCAUCCAGAUGUGUACGCCGCCGUGAAGGGGACGGAGGGGUACCAGAAGCUCAAGGAAAACUCCAGCUCUUCUAUAAUACUCGAGGUCAUGGACAGAGUAGCCAUGCAUAGCUUGGACCGCAACCGCUCCUCCUCCGACGGCAUCAACUGCCCGCGGCCAGCAGACAAGAGCUGUUCCACGUCCACGUAUUACGUGUCGGAGGUGGCGUGUGGCGCGCACGAGUUCAAGAUCCCAAACUUCAAGGCCGUUCAGAGGAGCCAUGGCCUUGGCCAACCAAUAUAUUCUGGCAUUUUCAAGGUCGGUGGCCACGACUGGAAGAUAAGGUUGUACCCGUCGGGGAAUGCCACCGUGGUGGAACAAGACGACGAGUACAUCUCCGUCUUCCUCGAGCUGGUGUCUGAUCCUCCUCCUGUACAAACCGCCGGCGUGAAGACCGCCAUGUGCUUCAAGAUCCAAGACCCCAGCCGGCCGUCGUCGCCGUUCAAGGAACCCUACACUGCUAGUCGGACUAGCACCACUCGCGUUGGAGUCACUGUAAUCGUGCCGCCCUCCCAAAUCUCCACGCAACUCGAGCAGCUGCUCGCAAGCGAGAAUGGCUCGGACGUGAGCUUCCUAGUCGAGGCAAACGAGAUCCGCGCGCACAGGCUCGUGAUCGCCGCGCGGGCACCAGCCUUACACGAAGCGGCGGCGGUGGCCACCAAGAACAAGGAGGAGGAUCACGCCGCUGCCGUGGUACGGGUCGACGACAUGAAGGCUGCGGUGUUCAAGGCCGUGCUCCAUUUUAUCUACACCGACGAGCUCCUGCCUGGAGAUAGCACCAGGUUGCUUGCUGGGGACAUGCUCACGGCGGCGUGCCGGUUUGGGCUGACGAGAAUGAAGGCCAUGUGUGAGAACUUGCUGUGCGAGUCCUUGACGAAAGAUAACGUGUUGGCCACUGUGAAGCUGGCGCGCCAUCACCAUUGCAAGGGGCUUGAAGAUUACUGCAUCGAGUUCGUCUCCACCCCGGACGUGGCCAAGGAACUGCUGAAAACUUUCAUCGGCUUGCAGGAUUAG